UCCAACCUCCACAUCAAGCAUACCCCCAGAAAUGACUAGCAGCUCAGUCGUGGAAAUAAUUAUUUCCAAUCGUCAAAAUAUCGAUGCCUGGGGUGUUUAUCAUACAAUCUAUACGCGUCAUUCCCAGGCUCCGAUGAACCAAAAACGAGGGUCCGCUGUAUGGGGAGUGUAUACGUAGGCCCGAUCAGCUGGCGCCUGUUCCUCUCGAUUAUCGGGGUAUUUAAACCAUAUGCCGUGGAAGGACAGUAUCAUGCGGCAUUAAUCCAGAACACAAGAAACGAUCUCGUUUAUACUGUCUAUUCCCGCAGCCACCAUGUCGCUCCCAUCCGGCGUCGAAAUCUCAAACGACUGCCUAAGCGCAUACAAAAGCCUCAUCUUCAAACGCGGCCCCGCAAAACCAACCUUCAUCAUCUACCGCAUCUCCUCCGACGAACAGUCCAUCAUCGUGGAAGAGACCUCCACCGAGAAGGACUACGAGGUGUUCCGCCAGAAGCUUACUUCCGCUGUUGAUGCCGAGGGUCAGCAGGCACCGCGCUAUGCGGUUUAUGAUGUUGAGUAUGACUUGAAGGAGGAGGGGCGACGGGCGACUAGUGUUUUUAUCACUUGGAUGCCGGGUUCGACUUCAACCAGGACCCGUAUGCUCUACGCCUCGACCAAGGAGCAGCUCCGACGCGCCCUCGAUGUCAAGGUCUCCAUCCACGCGGAUGAUGCUCACGAUAUUGAAUGGAAGGCUAUCAUGAGCCAGGUGCUGGGUAGGCGGAUUUAGCUUUGUUUAUGCAUACAGCUUGAAGUAGGUUAGCCUAACACAGUAUAAACAAUCCAUGCCAUAUUCUGUCUACAAACUGACGAAUUAUUGAAUCGAUAUCAAUUCGAGUCUCCCGAAGUGACAACCGGCUAAUAGUUACUUUGCUAAGUU
Molecule: messenger RNA, 916 nt
Organism: Aspergillus versicolor CBS 583.65
Lineage: Eukaryota; Fungi; Ascomycota; Eurotiomycetes; Eurotiales; Aspergillaceae
Product: actin-binding ADF family protein
Exons: 5
Coding region: 314-766 (150 amino acids)
Biological process (GO): actin filament depolymerization; cell motility; actin filament severing
Cellular component (GO): cytoplasm; actin cytoskeleton; actin cortical patch
Molecular function (GO): actin filament binding
Source: RefSeq, a predicted model, not a curated record